ACAGCCACUGGCCUAGACCCAGUACCACGCUGGCUUGCAACUGCGGAAGACCCAAGCAUGUGCCACUUACUGUCAGUGGUCUUAGGGCAGUCAUAGUGAAUGUGAGUUUGGUUGUGUUGUGUAGUGAAGUGUUGUGCUCCUGGCCUGGCGGGAAUGCUGUGCGUUUGAUGGUGGAAAACUGAAGAGAUGGGGACUUCCGUCGCGACACAUUCCUGAGCAUUAUCACUCUCUGACACGGAGAGAAAGUGCUGAUGUCUGUAUCUCAGUAUUUGAAUGAGCAGAGAAGAUGAAAGUCCCUAAAGAAUCCGAGUAGCUUUGCAUUCCUCUCUACAGUCUGUACAGUCUGCAUGUCAGCCUGUUCAUGGGCACAAGCCAAUGAGGAAGAAAAACUUCAGGAAGUGUAGUGAAGUGUGACAGACACAAAGGUGAAGUGGCACGCUGGACCUUAACACGGAGAAAAUAAGCGAUUUUAUUUAUAGUGUUUGAACACAUAUAAAAAACGACGAAAAAUUUGUACGAUUGUUUUUAAAUGCAAUAGAAAGUUUGGCGAGUGUUAAAGAUAUUUCUUACUGUGCAAGAGAUCUCUUUCUUGUGGCAAUUCGUACGCUACAUUUUAAAUUGAAAUGAACUUUUGUUAGAAUUCUGUGUUUCGAACCAAGCACAAAAAAACAUGACUGUUACGAUGGAUCACAAAAACAAAAGGAAGACAUCAUGGGAUUCGAAGGUGUCUGUGAGCACGGUGAGCGCCAAACACCUCGCUCGCUCAGAAACUCCGAGUUCGAUCCUCUCUUCUGACAGUGAUAUUCGCUUUACCCGGAAGCUGGGGGCCCACUAUCGGUGCGGCUGCUGCAUCCUAGCCGGAUUUCUGCUCUUUCUCCUGCUGGCCGCCGCCGCUGUCUACCUCGGAUAUACAUUCCUGAGUUCGGAUCCGCCAGGCGAGCGAGUUUUCCGGGCAAUGUUUCGGGUGGUGCGGGGUGACUCCUUUUCUCCGGAACUUGCUGAUCCCGCCACUGAAGGGUUCCGGAUACGAGCGAGGGAUUACCGAGAGAGGCUGAAUCUAGUGUUUCGGCGCAGUGACUUGAGGUCGGCCUUUUUAGGCACAGAGGUCCUCGCACUGGACGGAGUUGAAGGACACAGUCUGAUAGUUCACUUUAAUCUGCACUUUGAUCCUCGCCAGUUAGAUGUUGGAGCUCCUGACCUGAUGACAGUGCUCUCAAGAGAAAUAUCACUCGAGGAGUCUCGGUACCUUUCCAACAUUACCAUCGAUCCAAAUAGUUUGGAAAUUAAAGAAAGUAGUGCAGCUCUGACAACACCACUACCACUUACAACAUCAGUAGUGACAACUCCAUCUAGUACAGCAACACCCACUCCUCCAAGACUCUGUGGACCAAUAGAGUUGGAGUACUGCAACAAGCUUCCUUACAAUGUCACCUCAUACCCAAACAAACUGGGUCACAGGUCAAUAAAGGAGGUGCGGGAUGAUGUCAUUACCUUCAGAGAGCUUGUGGAUGCAGAAUGCUAUCGACUGGCAUAUGAAUUUGUAUGCCAGCUACUGCAGCCUUCCUGUAUUGCACAGCUGCCUGGGGAAGCCGAGGACAGGAUGGUUCUGCCUUGUCGUAGCUUUUGUAGAGAAUUUCAUGCUGGCUGUGGCAGUAGAGUCCCUGCUAGAUUGAAAGAUAAUCUAGACUGCAGACAUUUCCCAGAAUUCAAUGGACCAGGGUCCUGCAAUUCAAAACCAGGUUGCGUGAAGGAACUUCAAGCGCGUGGUUUGUCAGCACGAGUGUGUGAUGGUGUGGUAGACUGCAGAGACCUCUCAGAUGAAACCAGCUGUAACUACUGUCCAGAUAACCAUGUCCACUGUGGGGCAGGCAAGGUUUGCAUCUCAGUGGAAAAACGUUGUGAUGGAACGAACGAUUGUCCUGAUGGCAGUGAUGAGAAAGGAUGCUUGACAAUUGCUCCUAGCCUGUCAUCUGUUGUCAACAUGUCUCCUGCAACCCCACACCAUUCACAGUACUACACCGAAGGAUAUGUUGUCUUCAAUGAGAAGGGUCAAUUUGGGAAAGUCUGCACAGAAAACUUGAAUGCCACAGUACCUGAACCCAACAGAGAAGCAACACUCAGCACCAUUGCCACGUCAUUGUGCAGUAUCUUGUCAUAUGAAAAUGUGAACUUUGUUCGAAUUCAGGAGGAUAAGGAAGAUGAAGUUCAGUAUGUUCAUAUGGAAGACCCCAGUGCUGCUGAAAUUACAUUUGUUCGUGCACCAUGUCCCAAAAAGGAAGUUCUUUACAUUGGAUGUUCUAAUCUUGAAUGUGGUGCACAAAGUCUACGAGGAAAUGCAGGCAUUCAAGGUUUAGGUAAAAUGGCUGCCCAUGGAGACUGGCCUUGGCAUGCUGCACUGUUCAAGGAUGGUGUCCAUGUCUGUGAUGCAACUCUUGUGUCUGCUGAGUGGCUGCUGACUACUGCAUCAUGUUUCCAAGGACAACCAAAAGCUCAGUGGGUGGCACGCUUGGGUACUAUCCGCCUGGCAGGAUCUUCGCCAUGGCAUCAAGAGCGCUCUGUUAUUGGAAUGGUCAAAUCGCCUGUUGAAGGAAGCACUGUAGUCAUGGUGAAGUUGGAACAACCUGUUACCAUGUCUGACUUUGUUCAUCCAGUUUGCUUACCUGUAGAAGGGUCAGAUCUUUCACACUGCAAUACCUUGGGAUGGGCACGGAACAGAGAACAACUUCAGCGUGUGCAAAUUAAAUUGAGUUCAAUGCAAAGGUGUGAAAACAUCAGCAUCCCCACAGUGAAUAGCAUCUGCACUGAACCAGCAUAUCUCACAGAUGACUGCAAUGAAGAGGAACUUGCUGGGAGUCCAAUGCUAUGCUUGCUUUCUGACAAUAAAACAUGGACUCUUGUUGGAAUUAGCAACUGGAGAAUAGCUUGCUCUAGGCCUGGAACUGAACGUCCAAGGCUGUAUGAUAAGAUAACUUCGAACAUUGAUUGGAUCCGCAAAACUAUGAGUGCCAUGUCAUGAGGAUGACUGAAAAUGAUUAUGGACGUAAUGAAUAGGUUAAGUAAUCAGAUAAGUCAGUGAGAAAAGUGAAAAUGGCAAAGAACGAUUGGAAAUUUUCUUUACUUACCACAAAUAUAUGUAAAAAAUUUGUUCUAACUCAGUGUAUGGCAAUGUUAAUUAAUCAGUUAUUUCACAGAUAUUUAAGCCUCACCUGGCCCUGUUCAGAUACAACAUAAUACAGCUUUCAUUCUUUUAUUUCCAGCAAAGAAAUAGUUCCAAUACAUCAUUUCAUGUAAAGACAGAGGCCUCAGAAACAAGAGUCAGUACUUGAAAGGAUCACUGCUGUGACAUAUUAUGCAAUCUGUUACAGUAUUAAAACUCUCCAACAGAUGUUACCAGAAGAGUGGAAGGAACCAUGAACAUUUUUAAGGACCAAAUGCAGGGAGCAUUUUCGAGUAUGAUCCAAAGUUGGGCAGAAGCAGGCCUGCAGACCUAAUGUGUCUUGACAACAUUUUCCAACCAGCUUGCAACAACAUAUUAAAACUGCAACAGAAUAUAUGCACAUUGUGCUUUCUUCACUUCUGAAUGUGAGUGAGAAUAGCUAAUUUUAACAUACCACUCAGAUUAGGUUCUCCUGUGCCUAAAUAUGGAAACAGAGCCAGUAUCUGGAAGUGUGCAUUUUGAGAAUAAACCUGGUCAGUGAAUAAUGUACAGAUAUUUUCUGUGUAAAUAUAAUGAUAUAUAUUAUAUACAUAUAUAUAGUGUAAUGUCUUUGCUUGUAAUGUUAAAUACUGAGAAGAAGAACACUAUUUGACUCUGUUUUAUUGAGUUUAAAGAUUUUUUAUCUCAUAUCUGUUUGUUACUUUUAGUUUCCUUUAUGUAGAGAGAGGAAGCUUGAAUGGAACAUUUACAAUUUUACAUCAAUAAAGAUAUGUGGCCCAUA
Molecule: messenger RNA, 3938 nt
Organism: Cryptotermes secundus
Lineage: Eukaryota; Metazoa; Arthropoda; Insecta; Blattodea; Kalotermitidae
Product: atrial natriuretic peptide-converting enzyme
Exons: 14
Coding region: 671-3016 (781 amino acids)
Biological process (GO): proteolysis
Molecular function (GO): serine-type endopeptidase activity; protein binding
Source: RefSeq, a predicted model, not a curated record